Molecule: messenger RNA, 1354 nt
Organism: Pieris rapae (cabbage white)
Lineage: Eukaryota; Metazoa; Arthropoda; Insecta; Lepidoptera; Pieridae
Gene: Vta1
Product: vacuolar protein sorting-associated protein VTA1 homolog
Exons: 4
Coding region: 285-1235 (316 amino acids)
Biological process (GO): late endosome to vacuole transport via multivesicular body sorting pathway
Cellular component (GO): multivesicular body
Source: RefSeq, a predicted model, not a curated record
UAUGACAAUUGAUACCCAUCAGGCCAUCAAUAUUUUUAUGCAAAUUGCAAUAUUUUGCGUCAGAAAAUAUACUCGUUUAAUUUUUGGAUUUCUUGUGGUUUCAUUGUCUGAUUUAAUGCUAUCAUUUAGUACACUUCAGUUUUUUGUGUAACUUUUCAGCUUCUAAAAAGAUUUUCGUAAUUCCCUAUUUGACAAUAUUUAAUGAUUUUAAACAUUAGUCAUUACUUGUUACAGACCUUAUUUUAAAAUUUUAUUGUUCUGUAUAUUAUUUUGAAGUGAACACAAUGUCUUUAAAUAUACCGGAAUGUCCACCCAGUUUGAAAAGUAUACAAUAUUAUCUUAAAACCGCAUCUGAACAUGAUUCUCGAGACCCUGUUAUAGCAUAUUGGUGUCGCCUUCAUUCAUUACAAGUCGGACUUAAACUAACGACAAAAAAAACACCAGAUGAAACCAAGAUUUUAAUGGCUAUCAUGGACUGGUUGGAAGAAGCUAAAAAGAUAAACAAGGAUAAUGAUGCUAUAUCAAAUGAGGUGGUGGCUCAAGCACAUUUGGAGAAUUAUGCUCUUAAGUUAUUCCUCUUUGCAGACAAGCAAGACAGAGAGCAAAAUUAUGGAAAGAAUGUAGUGAAAUCUUUUUUCUUGGCGGGCAUGAUUUAUGAUGUCCUUACCACUUUUGGUGAAUUGACUGAUGAAGCAGCCCAAAACAUGAAAUAUGCUAAGUGGAGAGCAGCCCACAUUCACAGCUGCUUAAAGAAUGGAGAAAUGCCAGAGCCUGCUUCACAACUAACUGAGAACAGUAACCAAAAUGACGCCGGAUCAAGUGAUGGUGGGCAAGCAACUCAAGGACCUCCUACAAGCUUUCCACAAGAGUUUGGAUUUACUGAUAGCACUUUGUCCCAACCUGCUAUACCUACCACCUACAGCAACUCUUUACCGGAUCCAAAUGCUGCAUUAAGAGCAGCAUCACAACUUCCCCCAGUACCUUACACGCCUGACCCUAACCCUGGGGGUUUUGUACCAUAUGAUCCCUCAGAACAACCACAACCGUCUCCUUCGACGGCCUCCUAUGGAGAUAAUUCGAUGGUUUUUGCUCAGCUUAGUCCUGAUCAAAUUGCUAAGGCACAGAAAUAUUGCAAAUGGGCUAGCAGUGCAUUGAAUUACGAAGAUAUUAAAACUGCAAUUUCAAGUUUGAGGAAUGCUCUAGAGCUCCUUCAGACAGGACAUGAUCCAGCUUAAAGCUAUUAUUGUAUUGUAAUAUUCAAUCAAAUUAUUAUAAGUAUUAAAGGUAUGUAUAUAAAUUCAUAUGUGAAUAUAAUGCAAAUUGUAUAUGCAUUUAAUAAAGUUAUACAACAAAA